AUGGAGAACGAAAAGGGAGAUCUCGUCGAUCUUUACGUGCCACGCAAGUGCGCUGCGACUGGCAGGCUCAUCGAGGCCAAGGAUCACGCCUCUGUUCAAAUCGCGGUGGGAGAUGUUGACGAGAACGGUCGUCUCAUUCCCGGAAGCUUUACCAACUUUCCCCUCUCUGGCUACGUUCGCCGAUCCGGAGAGAGCGACGACUCUUUGAACCGACUGGCUACUCAGGAAGGACUCCUGCGCAACGUCUACAGCUACCAAAAGUAGAGGAGCUUUGGAGGCCACACUUUCCAAUCUACUGGGGUCACAAACGCACAUCAUUCUCUCUCCUGCUGUACAACGACAUGACG
This is a messenger RNA of Ceraceosorus guamensis, 347 nucleotides long. Its product is annotated as putative 40s ribosomal protein s21. Gene Ontology annotation, biological process: translation; endonucleolytic cleavage to generate mature 3'-end of SSU-rRNA from (SSU-rRNA, 5.8S rRNA, LSU-rRNA); endonucleolytic cleavage in ITS1 to separate SSU-rRNA from 5.8S rRNA and LSU-rRNA from tricistronic rRNA transcript (SSU-rRNA, 5.8S rRNA, LSU-rRNA). The record is from RefSeq and is a predicted model, not a curated record. Gene Ontology annotation, molecular function: structural constituent of ribosome. Bases 1 to 264 code for a protein of 87 amino acids. The transcript has 3 exons. NCBI's taxonomy places the organism in Eukaryota, Fungi, Basidiomycota, Exobasidiomycetes, Ceraceosorales, Ceraceosoraceae. Gene Ontology annotation, cellular component: cytosolic small ribosomal subunit; ribosome.